This is a messenger RNA of Zalophus californianus (California sea lion), 2864 nucleotides long. RefSeq names its product cytochrome b561. NCBI's taxonomy places the organism in Eukaryota, Metazoa, Chordata, Mammalia, Carnivora, Otariidae. The transcript is spliced from 7 exons. The record is from RefSeq and is a predicted model, not a curated record. Bases 383 to 1141 code for a protein of 252 amino acids. Gene Ontology annotation, cellular component: lysosomal membrane. Gene Ontology annotation, molecular function: oxidoreductase activity.
GCGGAGGAGAACUUUGGGGUGGAGAAUGGCUGCUUCCAGGCCCUUGAUGCUGCUACCCGCACUUCUGCUCCGGGAACAAAGGAGGCCCAGGAACCACCAGCGUUCUGGGGGGCCAGCCCGACUGGGAAGGCAGAGAGAGCGUUGUCACUGUCUGGAUUGGGAACCGAAAGAGCAUGAUUCAAAGGCAUCUGCUUACUAGGGAGUGACUCUCAACUGAUUUCCAGAGCCCACAGGGGACACCAGUGCUUGAUGUAGUGAUGUGCUUAAACUGCCUUAGCAGCCUGGUUUCCUGAGAGGUGAGGGACACAGGAGGACUGGCGUGGGACAGGGAGAGACUUCUUGGUGCUCUGGUUCAAAGUGACUUCUCUGCAGCUGCCUCAGCAUGGAGAGUCGGGCCGGCCUGGCAGCCGCCCCCAGAGCACUGCCUUACUACGUGGCUUUCUCCCAGCUGCUGGGCCUGACUGUGGUGGCCACGACGGGGGCUUGGCUCGGUCUGUACAGGGGCGGCAUCGCCUGGGAGGGCGCCCUGCAGUUUAACGCGCAUCCCCUCUGCAUGGUCAUAGGCCUGAUCUUCCUGCAGGGAGAUGCCCUGCUGGUUUACCGGGUCUUCAGGAAUGAGCCCAGACGCACCACCAAAGUCCUGCACGGGCUGCUACACGUCUUUGCGUUCAUCAUCGCCCUGGUGGGCAUGGUGGCGGUGUUCGACUACCACCGGGAGCAGGGCUACGCAGACCUGUACAGCCUACACAGCUGGUGCGGCAUCCUCGGGUUCGUUCUCUACUUCGUGCAGUGGCUCGUGGGCUUUAGCCUCUUCCUGUUCCCCGGAGCUGCGUUUUCGCUGCGGAGCCGAUACCGCCCACAGCACAUCUUCUUUGGCGCCGCCAUCUUCCUCCUGUCUGUGGGCACAGCCCUGCUGGGCCUGAAGGAGGCGCUGUUGUUUAAGCUCGGGGCCAGGUACAGCACAUUUGAGGCCGAGGGUGUCCUGGCCAACGUGCUGGGCUUGCUGCUGGUCGGCUUCGGGGGGACUGUGCUCUACAUCUUGACUCGCCCUGACUGGAAGCGGCCACCCCAGGCGGAAGAACAAGCUCUCUCCAUGGACUUCAAGACGCUGACAGAAGGCGACAGCCCCAGCUCCCAGUGACGGCCUGCCCUUGUCCCGCGGGGAGGGCCUGGCUGUGGCUGGCCUCAGUUCUGGGGGGUUUGGAUAGGCGUCUUUCCCACGCUCUGUCGAGGCUGUCUUUAGGCUCAGCGGCUCCUGGGAGGGCUGGGCAGUGUGGUUAGGGAGCGUGGGGGCAGCGUUCCCCUUGGAGCGCUCAUUUCUGGGGUGUAGGGCUUGGCUUUCUCUGCUUUCCCUCCUUGUUGCUGCUUUAGAGUCCUGUUAGUCAUGCACAGACCCCUGCCCCUGUUGUCAUCAUCACCCCCUCAAAUCGAGCAGCUUUGGGUCGGGUUUUGGGUGGUCAGUCCUCAUUACAAAAGCACAGAUCCUUCAAGAAGACGUAGAGUGGCUCGCUCCUCUUGAGGCAGCGGAUGCUGGGCCGAGUCCAGGGGCUGCAAAGAGCACAAAGCUGUGGGAGAAACUGGGGCUUAGUGACAGGCCUGGCAAGGCUGAGACUUGCUUUGUGUAACACUGAAUUCAAACCAGGAGUCUCGCUAGUCUGAACAACACGUGGUGAGAAGGGGGCCCGGCCUUGGCAGGGAGCAAGUGAUAUUAUGUAUGAACUAUGUCGGUGUUCAGAGCAGUGUUCCCCAGGAGCGGGGAGGGACUGGCCCCGGGGAAGCUGCGGAGAUGGGGCUUUGGGCCAGCCCCAGGCCGGCCCUGCUGGGAGAGGGACGGGCCAUGGGCCCGAGACUAAUGGUACUUGGCGGCUGAGGGCCACAGAGAGAGCAGGAGAUGGGGCCCUGUGGAGGCGCGCUGUGGCCGGGUGGGUCUACUCGUGUUGAGGCCCGCCCGCCAGUUGCCUCCGGGGUCCCCGCCCUCCCCAGCUGCUCUGGCUAGGACCUGAGGCCGGGGAGGGCGGGGGGGGGGGGGGCUGCAGCCUUGCUUUGUUUUGAAGUGGAAAGCUGCGGCUGCCGCGCCCCCCCCCCCCCCCCCCCACCGCUUCCAGCGCCAAAGGCAGGGCUGCCGGCCUCUGUGCAGGAGGAAGGCCUCAGCCUCCUCCCCGGGCCCGCUGUGUGGGCAGCAGCUGGGGCCGAGGCUCCCGGCUGCGCACGUGUGCUCCAUGUGCCCCACUCGCUCUUGGGCUUCGGCCUGGAAGCGACGUAAUCAGAGCAUUGACCUUGUGCUUCUUGGACCUGGUGAAUGCUCUCUCCUUGUUUACCUCGUGUUCUGGGCUUUGAGGAACAUGACACAGUUUGAGACAGACACCGUUUCCUUAAAUGAAGAAAUGCAGGAGAUUUCCGGGCCUGACCACUGCUUUUGACAGUUGUCUUUUCCUCACGUCAGUGCUGCCUUAGAGAAAGGGGCUGGCCCCCGCUCGUGCUCUGCUCCUGCUCGGGUUUCUAACACGCGCCUUGGGCCUUGGGCCCUUGGCACAGUGGCGCCCCCCUCUCGCUGCAGCUUGCCUGGGGCGGCCGGGUGUCCGCCGGUGACACUGCGCUGUGUGUCUAGCGCCCCGGCCGUUCUUCCACCUCCCAAGGUACAAUUGUGCAUCUCCCUGGCCAGGACGCCACAGAGAGGGACGGAACCUUGGAUUGGUGGUAAAAAUCUGUAAACCGGUCUGUUUGCCCAAGUGGCUGUCGGAUGAUUCUGGAGGCCCCUGAAAACUGCCCCGCGGUGGUUUAUUUUACUUUGCCUGUGGUCAGUCCUCUGUGAAGUACAUUGUAGCGUGGGUGCAAUAGAUGGUUCAAUAAAUGUCUACCGCAGA